Arachis stenosperma is the source of this 821-nucleotide messenger RNA. RefSeq lists its product as uncharacterized. The coding region runs from base 137 to 709 and encodes 190 amino acids. Gene Ontology annotation, cellular component: intracellular anatomical structure. The transcript has 2 exons. NCBI's taxonomy places the organism in Eukaryota, Viridiplantae, Streptophyta, Magnoliopsida, Fabales, Fabaceae. The record is from RefSeq and is a predicted model, not a curated record.
UAGACAGUUCAAUUGGUUUAUAGUCUAAGAUAUAAUCUCAACCUUUGAUCUUAGUCUCAGGCAAGGACUUAAGUUAAGACAGCUUAGCGAGUAGCGCAGGCCGCAGGGCAGUGAUAAUUAAAGCAAAGAAGCAAGCAUGUCACUGAAGGCAUCCCAGGUGGCAACGAAGCUGAAUCUGCAGCCCCACCCUGAAGGUGGCUUCUACGCCGAGACAUUCCGCGACGGAUCCGUUCAACUCUCCAAGUCUCAGCUUCCACCCCAAUACAAAGUUGAUCGCCCGGUAUCAACCUCCAUAUACUUUCUGCUUCCAUCUGGCAGCGUGUCUCGCCUGCACCGCAUACCCUGUGCGGAAACCUGGCACCACUACAUCGGUGACCCCAUAACCGUAGUUGAACUGAAUGAGAAGGAUGCAAGUGUCAAAUUCACCCAGCUGGGAUCCAACCUAAAUGAGAAUGAGGUGCCGCAGUAUACUGUUCCUCCCAACGUGUGGUUUGGUUCAUUCCCCACCGGGGAUUUCAACGCGUCUCCGGAAGGCUCGUCGUUCGUGAGAGGCGAAGCAAAGGACUCUGAGAGGCACUACUCUCUGGUAGGGUGCACGUGUGCACCCGCGUUUCAGUUCCAGGACUUUGAGCUUGCUAAGCGCUCUGACCUUGUCUCUCGCUUUCCCCAGCUGGACCAACUCAUCACUGCACUCACUAUUCCCGAGUGAUUACUCAUUCCACCUCCUAUUUAAAUAAAUAAAUGAGUGUUUUCCAGCUUUGUAUUCAACUGAAGAAUCUCUACUCUUUAAUAAUAAAUUUAGAAACGCUUCCUUCCUUGUA